AUGGACCUCAAGGGAUCUCUAGUGGAUACAAAGCUAAAAAUCUACCCAUCAAAGAAAUUGUUUGACUUUUUAAAAACCAUACCUAUUUCAAACAAUACUCCUGUGAAUAUAGCAAAAUUGGUGAAAGGUGAAGAAUUCACAUAUACAAAUAAUAGCGGAUUAGACCGAAAACCAGUAGAUUUUACUUUAAAUGACAAGGACCUUGAAAUCAUAAAGGGAAUAAAAGAAAAUUUGAAAACUAUAGAAACUGACUCUGAUUCAAGUCAAAAUCUGAAUAAAGUUGUUACUAAAAAUGAUGUUGAAAUUACAGAAGAUAAGAAUUUAAAUAGUUCAGAUGUGGAAAAUAAAGAUUUGAACAAGAAAGUAGCUAAAAGUAAAAAUAUAGUUACUAUAGACACAGAAAAUAAAAACUCUCUUGAAAUUGAACCAAAGAAAAAGGGAGAAAAAUCUGAGCGAAUGGAAGAGAGUUUAUAUCUUUCUAACUCAGAUAUAGAUUGGUUAUAUUCUUAUCUUCAGAAAGGGAGAAAUAGUGGUGAAAAAGAUGUACCCUACUUACAUGUACUUUUAGAGGGUGCAGAUAUUGAAUUACCAGAGAAUGUGGUAAUAAAAAGGAAUCCUGUAUUGGAAGAAAGAUGUGUAAAAUUAAGGGCACAGCAAGAAGCUAGAGAAUACAGAAAAAUGACUAAAGGUGUUGAUAAUGUCAGAAUGAGAUUUCCUGAAGACAGUAUAUCUUAUCAGUUGAAACAAAUAAACCGUCACCUAAUUGCAAUUGGUCAAUUUAUCCUCUCGAUAUUUGCUGGAUUUUUGUUUGGAUUCAAAGGAAUAGAGUGGAUGGUUGGGCCUUUAGAAUUUGGGUUCAAGUUACUUCUGGGCAUAAUGUGUUCACUAAUUAUUGCACUUGCUGAAAUAUACUUCCUGGCUAAAAAGUUAAAUGAGGAAUUGAAUGUACCAGAAACUAUACAAUUAGGUGGACCAACCAAAUUUGUCAAUGAACCUACAUGUCACGGACAUAAAAUAAGUUUACAUGACAAAGAACAUAAGGACUAAUAUAUUUAUUUAGUGUACUGUUUUUGUUUCUAAUGUUAUACCCUAUUAUUGUCGAAUAGUGUAUUGGAUAUGUUGUAAUAAAUGGUGAAUUAUUUA
Messenger RNA from Achroia grisella, 1143 nucleotides. RefSeq lists its product as uncharacterized. The coding region runs from base 1 to 1047 and encodes 348 amino acids. Gene Ontology annotation, biological process: vacuolar proton-transporting V-type ATPase complex assembly. The transcript has 2 exons. The record is from RefSeq and is a predicted model, not a curated record. Gene Ontology annotation, cellular component: endomembrane system. NCBI's taxonomy places the organism in Eukaryota, Metazoa, Arthropoda, Insecta, Lepidoptera, Pyralidae.